Closterium sp. Naga37s-1 is the source of this 1341-nucleotide messenger RNA. NCBI's taxonomy places the organism in Eukaryota, Viridiplantae, Streptophyta, Zygnematophyceae, Desmidiales, Closteriaceae. The record is from the annotation of a GenBank genome assembly.
AUGGACGCCACUACUGUUUGCCCCAUCCCCGCUAUUGACUGGCGCGCUGUUCCUCAAGAUGAAAUCACCCACUUGGCGCACCAGGGCAUGGUCGCGCCUGAUGUUUCCGCCGACCACCACAUCCGCAACGAGAACGAGAUGCGCCGCCGCCGCCGCCGCCACCUCCGCCGCAUGGCGCGGGAGGCCAACGCGGAGCUUGCGCGCUCCGUGGCGGAGUGGCGCAGGCAGAGCUUCCGCCACCCGGACUCGCAAGCCGUUGUGGUCCUGGCGGCGGAGAGUGCGCGCAGCCGCGACUGGUCCGCGGAAGAUCAUAGGCGCAGCUUCAGCUGCGGGGAUCUGGGUGAGUAUGGGCCGCCAGAUGCCAGCCAUGGCGGCUGCAGCGGCCGUAUUGUCCCAAACGGCCGCGAAAAUAGCGCAGGCGAGACAGGAGUAAAGAGAGAGGGCGCUCCGCCGCGGAGGAGUGAACGGCCGUCAUGUUCCCCUUCAGAUGCCUCAGGUGUCCCACCAGGUGCCUCUGCAGGGGCCUCAGCAGGUGCACCAUCAGCCGCCCCAUCACGUUCCUCCUCGUCUGCUGCCUCGUGCAAGCCUGGGCAUCGGCGUGGGGUGAGCGUGAAUGCGCUUCCCGAGCUAUGCCCCUACCCCCCUGUGGACUGGCGCUGGGUGCCGUCUCCUGAACCUGCUGGCGCUUCACACUGCGCUACUGCUGCCGCUUCAUGCAACCCUGAUGGUGCAUUGUGCAAGCCUGGGCAUUGGCGCGGAGUGAGCGUGAAUGCGCUUCCCGAGCUCUGUCCCUACCCCCCUGUGGACUGGCGCUGGGUACCGUCUCCUGACCCUGCUGCCGCCUCACACUGCGCUGCUGCUGCCGCCUCACGCUGCCCUGAUCCUGCUUCACGCUGCCCUGCUGCCCCUGACAGCAACCACGCACACCGGGUGCAGAAACCUAGCCAGGGUGCUCUUGGAAAUUACAGCGACACAUCAGCAGCAGCAGCCUGCCGCUCUCUUACAGCUGGCAGUGAGGCCAGCUGUGUGCUCAAGCACAGUGGAUACGGCACCAGCAAUGCUGAUCAGGCCGUCAAAACUAGCACUGGCAUUAACCAGAGCACUAGCUCUGUUGCCACAGCUGCUGCAGCAGUGGCGGCAGCAGGGGGGGAAGGAUUCGUGCAGCCUUUGACCAGUGGCAACUGCAAGACCGGUGAAGCUGGGAGGGGAGCUGGAGGGCAGGAGGCAGGUGCUAGAGGUGCAGGUGCCGUGGGGAAGAAGCAAAGGAGUGGGGCGUUGCAUGGCGCAAAGGCUCGGUGGUUGCCGCCUGUCUCCGCUGCACUUCACAGAUGCUUUUCCUAA